AUGAGCAGGGGACAUGUCUCUCGGCCGCGAAGCGGGAGACUGCGGUACGAGAGAGAGGGCAUGCGGCGAGAGGCGCAGCGCAGCGUCUCUAAAGGCCGCUUCAACUCAGUCUGGCAGGCGCGGCUCGUGCGUUCUAUUCAACUGCACGUAUAUCCUGUAACAGAAAACGGCAGUUCCUGUUAUUACAGCUAUUACCAAGACUCCGACUGUUACCGAUGCGACUUAUAUUCCUACUACUAUGUUACAACUAGUACGAGAAAAGUUUCCACUACUAGCACUACGUCUAGAGCGUCUACUACUGCUACUGCUACUGCUACUGCUACUGCUACUGCUACUGCUACUGCUACUGCUACUGCUACUGCUACUGCUACUGCUACUGCUAACUGCUACUGCUACUGCUACUGCUACUGCUACUGCUACUGCUACUGCUACUGCUACUGCUACUACUGCUACUGCUACUGCUACUGCUACUGCUACUGCUACUGCUACUGCUACUGCUACUGCUACUGCUACUGCUACUGCUACUGCUACUGCUACUGCUACUGCUACUGCUACUGCUACUGCUACUGCUACUGCUACUGCUACUGCUACUGCUACUGCUACUGCUACUGCUACUGCUACUGCUACUGCUACUGCUACUGCUACUGCUACUGCUACUGCUACUGCUACUGCUACUGCUACUGCUACUGCUACUGCUACUGCUACUGCUACUGCUACUGCUACUGCUACUGCUACUGCUACUGCUACUGCUACUGCUACUGCUACUGCUACUGCUACUGCUACUGCUACUGCUACUGCUACUGCUACUGCUACUGCUACUGCUACUGCUACUGCUACUGCUACUGCUACUGCUACUGCUACUGCUACUGCUACUGCUACUGCUACUGCUACUGCUACUGCUACUGCUACUGCUACUGCUACUGCUACUGCUACUGCUACUGCUACUGCUACUGCUACUGCUACUGCUACUGCUACUGCUACUGCUACUGCUACUGCUACUGCUACUGCUACUGCUACUGCUACUGCUACUGCUACUGCUACUGCUACUGCUACUGCUACUGCUACUGCUACUGCUACUGCUACUGCUACUGCUACUGCUACUGCUACUGCUACUGCUACUGCUACUGCUACUACUACUACUACUCUACUACUACUACUACUACUACUACUACUACUACUACUACUACUACUACUACUACUACUACUACUACUACUACUACUACUACUACUACUACUACUACUACUACUACUACUACUACUACUACUACUACUACUACUACUACUACUACUACUACUACUACUACUACUACUACUACUACUACUACUACUACUACUACUACUACUACUACUAACUACUACUACUACUACUACUUACUACUACUACUACUACUACUACUACUACUACUACUACUACUACUACUACUACUACUACUACUACUACUACUACUACUACUACUACUACUACUACUACUACGACCGACAGCGCGAGAUCAGUGGAUGCGAAAGCCAACAGCCUCGGAAGGAGAGAAGGCGUGUCUGGGGGAAAGGAAGACAUCUUUUGCGUCUCCGUUCGCAGAGGGGAGUUCGAUGUCUGCCUUUUUUCCGCCGCAGAGUGUCUCGCCGAGACUAGGGUGA
Molecule: messenger RNA, 1635 nt
Organism: Besnoitia besnoiti
Lineage: Eukaryota; Apicomplexa; Conoidasida; Eucoccidiorida; Sarcocystidae
Exons: 1
Coding region: 1-1635 (544 amino acids)
Source: RefSeq, a predicted model, not a curated record